UUCUGCAUAUUCUUGCAAAGAACCCUAAGUUGUCGGAGUUCCUCCAGAAUGGCUGCCUUAUCUUCACGGAGUUGCCUAAUCUCCUGUAAUGUCAUAGGCAGCUUGUCAUUGCUUGGUAAACUGUGUGUCUGCCUCUAGUGUAGCCUGGAGAUACAGCCAGUUUUGAUCUGUUCUCCUCCAAAUUCAAGCUCUCGUUGGUCUCCUGAACUCAUUAGACUCUGAGGGAGAUGGUGAACUACCAGUGGCCAUUUGACAUCGUGCAACCUUUCACUCAGCACUGACCAUUCAGCAGAGUCACUCAGCACUGACCAUUCAGCAGUGGUCACUUAGCAGUGGCCUUUCAGCAUGCAUUCUGCAUCACGCAACCUACUGAACAGCAGCUAACAUAAGAUAGCAAGAAUCACCUUAUAUACGAUCAGUUCUAUACCCAGUAAAGUUGAGUGUUCUGAAUCCUGUACCAUGCUUUGACUGACAUGCUGGGGCAAGUACAACCCCCUGAUCAGCACAUACCAGAUAGUGAAAAUCCUAACAUUUGGUCAUUCCAACCGGAUAGGAAACCUUCCUAACAAUUGGUCUUGAUUGUCCAUUGUUACUGUGUAUGUAAGGGAGUGUCAUUGCAUGACUACAGCACAGUGCUGUGCAUAAAAGCAGAGCGACCCAGGCGGGAGAAUCAUUUCUUCUUCACAUUUUUUGAGAACGCACAUCAGGAUGGCCUCCGUAUCACUGCCACGCAGGAAGAACCUCUCCGCACAACAGGCUUUGGCCUGGCUUCAGGAAAUGGACGAAGCAGACUCUGAUGGAGGAGAGAUUUCAUUUGUCCAGCAGGCCACUGAUACCUCCUCAGAAGAAUCCAAAAAGGAGACGGAACAAGAACCCAACAUGCCUCCACGGAAGAUGCACCAUGGUACUGGAAAGCCCUGUCUGAGUCAGACGGCAAAAGACGGCACUGUGUGGGUAGAGGGAGGACAUUGGAAUGCCCAGUGCAGUAGCAAAUCAAUCGUGCUUUACUGCGCAAGCUGGACCCACAGAAUCUGCUAAGGUUUGUUAUUGCCAUAGUACAUAUGAUAUUUAUAUAAGCCCAUUUAGAGUGAGGUUCAUUUAAAUUUUCCAUUCUCUAUUUGUUUAUCUUCAGAAGCUUUCUUUGCCUGUUAGUUAGGAAUGCUGCAGACCAUCAGGGAGUGCACGGUCCAUCAAGCCCGCAGAACAGAGCCGGACUGGUAUUUGGCAAUUCAUGAACUGAUGGCAUUCAUUUCAAUUCUGUUUGUAAAAGCAAUCAUGUGUCCCGUUGGUGCCAUUGUGGAUUGCUGGUCAGAAAGCUUUCUGGUGCCAGUAAUCAAAGAGACAAUGCCCCGAGAUAGAUUAAUUUCAAUUAUGCAACACCUUCGAUUUGAUGACAAGGACAUGCAGGCAGAACGGGUGAAAAACAAAUUUGCUGCAAUCUCCGACAUCUGGUCACGCUUCAACAAGGACUGUGCUGAGAGUUUUAAUCCAGGAGAACACAUGACCAUAUAUGAACAGCUGUUCCCUACCAAGGUUUGUUGUCCAUUCACAUAGUAUAUCGCAACCAAGCCAGACAAAUUUGGGAUCAAGUUCUGGAUGGCCACGGAUUUGGAGACCAAAUAUGUCUGCAAUGCAUCUCCUUACUUGGGAAAGGACCUCAGUCGACAGAAGGGAGAGAGGCUGGCAGAGAACGUGGUCAUAAAUCUGAUGGAGCCAUUUUUGGAUGAUGGAAGAAAUGUCAUGACGGACAGUUUCUUUACUUCACUGUCACUGUCGCACAGACUGCUGCAGCGCAAAACAGCACUAAUGGGCACGGUGAAUAAAGACCGUCGUGAACUUCCUCAACUUGCAAAAGACACUGCACGGCCAGAGGUAUUCUUCACUUCAGUGCUUAGAAGUGGCAGUGUCUCCUUGACAAUUUAUGCACCUAAAAAAAACAAGGCUGUGUGUGUUCCAAGUUCCAUGCACCAAGACGUGAAGAUCGGUGACGGCAGAAAGAGGAAACCCAACACGAUAACAUACUAUAACCACAUGAAGUGUGGUGUAGAUGUGUUGGACCAAAUGGCGUGGAUGUAUUCCGUAAAAGCAGCAACACGCAGGUGGCCAGUAGCGUUUUUUAAAAAUAUGCUGGACCUAGCGGCGGUGAAUGCCUACAUUUUGCACAAGGCAUGUACAGGGUGGACAGGCAAAAGAAGAUUGUUUGAGUCUUCUAGCUAGGGGACUUCGUUGCCGAUUUAUGAAGCACAAAGGUUUGGCCUCUGAGCUAUUCUGAGUAAACAAAUGCAAAUGUGCCAGGCCUCACAGAUAAUGGGUGUGUUUGCACAACAAAAGCAGGAGAACAAUGGAGCUGAAGCCUGUGAAAAUCUCAGCAGGGGUGCUACUAGGUGUUAGGUCCAGGGAAUUUACGCAAAUUUGCGUAGGUUUAGUAAACCUAGUUUAAUAGUUAAAGUCAUUAGGAACACACUUAAAUACAGAAAUAUCGGUUUGGAACAUAAAUAUUGCUUUUUUUCUCCCACUGAAGUGCCCUUCUUAGGCAUCA
This is a messenger RNA of Silurus meridionalis, 2539 nucleotides long. RefSeq lists its product as uncharacterized. NCBI's taxonomy places the organism in Eukaryota, Metazoa, Chordata, Actinopteri, Siluriformes, Siluridae. The record is from RefSeq and is a predicted model, not a curated record. Bases 1597 to 2217 code for a protein of 206 amino acids. The transcript has 2 exons.